CACUCAGCAGCAAACAGUUUGGGUUUUAAUCGCGAUGCCUAAUUUGGAUCUCUACUAUAUGCCCAGUCCCGGACCCAGUCGGGCUGUGGUCAUGACAGCCAAGGCUGUCGGUGUGGAAUUGAACAAGAAGCUCCUGAACCCCAAGUUGGGAGAGCACCUGAAGCCGGAAUUCUUGAAACUAAACCCACAGCACACCAUUCCCACCCUCGUGGACGAUGGAUUCGUCAUUUGGGAGUCGCGUGCCAUUCUCAUUUAUCUGGUGGAGAAGUACGGCAAGGAUGAUUCCCUCUACCCCAAGGAUCCUCAAAAGCAGGCCUUGAUCAACCAGCGACUGUACUUCGAUAUGAACACCUUGUACGAUGCCUUUGCCAGCUACUACUAUCCACUUCUCCGAACUGGCAGUUACGGCGACGCUGCAGCGUGGACGAAGGUGCAAAAUGCUUUCGAGCUGCUCAACACCUUCCUGGAGGGACAGGAAUAUGUGGCUGGCAGCCAGCUAACCAUUGCGGACAUUUCCAUUCUGGCUACCAUCGCCACGAUCGAACUGGUGGAUUUCGACUUGACGAAAUAUCCGAAUGUGGCCAAGUGGUACGCAAAUGCCAAGAAGGUGACGCCCGGCUGGGAGGAUACACUGGAAGGCUUAUUGUCCAGGAAACAUUUGUUUGAUGCCAAGAAGCCAGAGUUUAAGUAGAAUAUAAGUAAUUUUUAGUCUUAUUUUGAUUUGAUAACAUUUUAAAAAUUAUAGAAAACUUAACAACAAAAGAGUGUCGCAAAAUAUAUAUGGACUUGUUUCAAUGCAGAUAUAAA
Messenger RNA from Drosophila guanche, 807 nucleotides. RefSeq names its product glutathione S-transferase D4-like. Bases 35 to 691 code for a protein of 218 amino acids. The record is from RefSeq and is a predicted model, not a curated record. Gene Ontology annotation, biological process: glutathione metabolic process. Gene Ontology annotation, molecular function: glutathione transferase activity. Lineage: Eukaryota; Metazoa; Arthropoda; Insecta; Diptera; Drosophilidae. The transcript has a single exon.